CAAAGCCAGUGUUCGUCAACUGUCUUCUUCUCACUCUGUGAUUAAGCUUGUUUAGAGAGGUUUUGCUGAGAUGGCGAGAACUAGAGCAAUGGUGAUAAAGAUGUCAACACUUAUGAUACUGAUUUCAUUAAUGGUGAUGAAUAUGGUCGAGUCUUCGAGAUCAGUUAACAAGGUUAAUAAUGGUGACGAUUCUGAGAUCUUACGAAGACACUUGCUCACUAAUGGCCUCGGCGUCACUCCUCCCAUGGGGUGGAAUAGCUGGAACCAUUUCAGCUGCAACAUAGAUGAGAAAAUGAUCAAAGAAACUGCUGAUGCUUUGGUUACUACUGGCCUCUCUAAGCUUGGUUACAAAUACGUUAACAUCGAUGAUUGUUGGGCUGAAAUUUCUCGUGACAGCAAGGGAAGUCUGGUGCCAAAGAAGUCAACUUUCCCUUCUGGUAUUAAAGCGCUUGCUGAUUAUGUUCAUAGCAAGGGCCUUAAGCUCGGGAUUUACUCAGAUGCCGGGUAUUUUACCUGCAGCAAAACCAUGCCAGGUUCUUUAGGCUAUGAGGAGCAUGAUGCCAAGACAUUUGCAGAAUGGGGAAUUGAUUACUUGAAGUAUGACAACUGCAACAACGAUGGCUCUAAACCGACUGUCAGGUAUCCGGUGAUGACCCGAGCUCUGAUGAAAUCUGGCCGCCCCAUCUUUCACUCAUUGUGUGAAUGGGGAGAUAUGCAUCCAGCUCUAUGGGGAUCUCCAGUAGGCAACAGUUGGAGAACCACUAAUGACAUCAAAGAUACUUGGCUUAGUAUGAUCUCAAUAGCAGACAUGAAUGAAGUCUACGCUGAGCAUGCAAGACCUGGUGGCUGGAACGACCCGGAUAUGCUUGAAGUGGGAAAUGGAGGAAUGACGAAAGACGAGUACAUAGUCCAUUUCAGCAUAUGGGCAAUCUCAAAGGCUCCUCUUCUACUUGGCUGUGACAUAAGAAACAUGACCAAGGAAACAGUGGAGAUUGUCGCAAACAAGGAAGUCAUAGCUAUUAAUCAAGAUCCACACGGUGUUCAGGCCAAGAAAGUUAGAAUGGAAGGCGAUCUCGAGGUUUGGGCAGGACCAUUGUCAGGUUACAGAGUAGCUUUGCUUCUGCUGAACCGUGGACCAUCACGAACUUCGAUUACUGCUCUCUGGGAUGAUAUUGAGAUCCCUGCAAAUAGCAUUGUUGAAGCCAGAGAUCUAUGGCAGCACAAGACAUUGAAGCAAAAGUUUGUAGGGAACUUGACAGCAACAGUGGAUUCUCAUGCGUUGUUGGCUUUGAGGAUCGUUGAUGGGUUUCAGAGUCGAAUGUUGAUGCACAAUGGACUUGCUCUCUCUCCUCAAAUGGGAUGGAACAGCUGGAAUCAUUUUCAGUGUAACAUCAAUGAGACCCUCAUCAAACAAACCGCUGAUGCAAUGGUUUCUAGUGGUCUUUCUGCAAUAGGUUACAAGUAUAUCAACAUAGAUGAUUGUUGGGGUGAACUCAAGAGAGAUUCUCAGGGGAGUUUGGUUGCGAAAGCAUCGACAUUUCCUUCAGGAAUCAAGGCUUUAUCAGAUUAUGUUCAUAGCAAAGGGCUAAAGCUUGGGAUAUACUCUGAUGCCGGGACUCUUACCUGCAGCCAAACCAUGCCGGGCUCACUCGGGCAUGAAGAACAAGAUGCCAAAACAUUUGCCUCAUGGGGGAUUGAUUACCUGAAGUAUGAUAACUGCGAAAAUACUGGGACAAGUCCAAGAGAAAGAUACCCUAAGAUGAGCAAAGCUCUGUUAAAUUCAGGAAGAUCCAUAUUCUUCUCUCUGUGUGAAUGGGGACAAGAGGAUCCAGCAACUUGGGCAGGAGAUAUUGGCAACAGUUGGAGAACAACAGGAGAUAUCCAAGAUAACUGGAAAAGCAUGACCCUGAUAGCAGAUCAAAAUGAUCGAUGGGCAUCUUAUGCAAGACCAGGAUCGUGGAACGAUCCAGACAUGCUUGAAGUGGGAAAUGGAGGGAUGACUAAGGAAGAAUACAGGUCGCAUUUCAGCAUCUGGGCAUUGGCAAAAGCUCCUCUGCUGAUAGGGUGUGAUCUUAGAUCGAUGGACAAGGUUACCUUCGAGUUGCUUAGCAACAAAGAGGUGAUUGCUGUUAAUCAAGACAAACUUGGGAUCCAGGGAAAGAAAGUCAAGAAAGAUGGUGAUCUUGAGGUAUGGACAGGUCCGCUAAGCAAGAAACGAGUAGCGGUCAUCCUAUGGAACAGAGGAUCAGUAUCUGCCAAAAUCACAGCUCGAUGGUCUGACAUUGGCCUUAGUUCAUCAGAUAUUGUUAAUGCUCGUGACUUAUGGGAGCAUUCGACACAUUCACGUGUUAAAAAUCAACUCUCUGCCUUAGUGGAGCCUCAUGCCUGCAAAAUGUACACUCUUACAAGACGCAAGGCAUAAGAUCCUGCUCUAAUGCAGCUAAAGUUAAGGAAGUAAAACCAAAGAUUGUACCAAAUCAUCUUCUAGCCUGAUUUUGUAUCUACUAUGCUGAAUAUGAGAUGCCAGCAUCAGAAAUACUCAAUCCAAGUUACAUUAUAAUAAGAAUAAUUCGAGUUU
This is a messenger RNA of Arabidopsis arenosa, 2578 nucleotides long. The record is from the annotation of a GenBank genome assembly. NCBI's taxonomy places the organism in Eukaryota, Viridiplantae, Streptophyta, Magnoliopsida, Brassicales, Brassicaceae.